GCCACAAGACUAUUAGACGCAUCAUUCGGUGAUCGAAUGUCGAUUUCAUCAUACGAACAAAUGCCACUGAACAAUUCCAUUGAUAAUCCUAAAUCAUCCUAUCAUCACUAUGCGGUCACUCCACUCCUCAGAACUGUCGUCCAACCUCAGUCAAGUGAUCCUAAUUUACCACUGGACGAACGAGUCAAUCAGCUGAAAGGACAUCGCAAAGACACCACAAAGAUAUUAGAAUUUACGGAUGAAGCACAAAAUUUUGGUAACAAUUUGGUCACACAAGAGAGUGAUGCUCAGAGUGAUAUUCGUAUGAAAGAAAACCGUUUCGCUGAAGAUGCACGAUUACCGACUGCAUUUUGGGGAUACUUGUUAUAG
Messenger RNA from Anisakis simplex (herring worm), 369 nucleotides. NCBI's taxonomy places the organism in Eukaryota, Metazoa, Nematoda, Chromadorea, Rhabditida, Anisakidae. The record is from the annotation of a GenBank genome assembly.